UAUCCCGUAAAAAAAAAAAGAUAUCAUAGGUCAAGACCCAAAUCCCCAAACAUCAAAUUAAGCUCUUUGCCAAUAAGGAAACGUCAGCCGCAAAAGUUCUUCCUUCCUUCGCAACACGUUCAGGUUAGAGAUGGACAUAUCACUUACUCCAACAAAUGUUCAUGUUAACACUUAUAUACCUGAUGAUAUUAUUGUCUUUUCUAUUCUCUCUAAACUUUCUCUCAAAUCUUUGAAACGAUUUGCAUGCGUACGUAAGUCAUGGUCCGGCUUAUUUAAUGACCCUACUUUCAUGACUAUGUACAGCAAGAGCUUUUUAACAAAGGGUCAAUCUUAUUAUGAUGAUAAGUCUCUCCUCUUAUAUAUGAUAGUAGAUGGUGAAGACAAAUAUAGUUUGUAUUCCCUUUCUGGUGAGAGGUUUGAGAAUAGAUUCAAAUUAGAUUGGCGGAAGUGUUUUCUAGAGAAUCAGGAUGACCAACUUCCUGUGUCUUGGUUUGAAAUUUUGGGUUUUGUUAGUAUUAAUGGCACUAUUUGUCUUCGUGGUGGCUGUAAUGGUGUUAAGAAAAUUAUAUUGUGGAAUCCAACUACAAAUGAAUUCAAGGUCAUUCCUUCCAGCUUUUGUGAACAUGGAAAUUGUUUGAGUCAUUUUUCCUAUAAUCAUUUAGUUGGUUAUGAUCGUGUUAGAGAUGACUAUAAGGUGAUUCAGUUCACAGAGUGUACACCAUGUAACCCUAAAGACUUCAGCAAAAACUUUUGGGAGAUAUAUAGUCUAAGAAGUAAUUCGUGGAGGAAAAUUGAUGUCAAUAUGCCUAAUACUUAUAGGUACAUUGAACAAGUGUACAUGGAUGGAGUGACUCAUGAAUGUUGGGGUAAACGUGGAAGACAGUCAUUUUUGGGGUCAUUUGACUUUAGCCGUGAAUCUUUUGUUAGAACACCCUUACCCUCUUAUGUAGAUGAUUGUUUUGAUAUCGCUUGGAAACACUUGGUAAUAUUGAAUGGAUCUAUUGCUUUCAUCUUAAAUUAUAAAAAGACAUCUACAUUUGACAUUUUAAUUUUGGGCGAAGUCGGUGUAAAGAAAUCAUGGACUAAACUUUUCACCGUAGGAGCCUUACCAGCUUGCCUUGCAUAUCCUUUUAUUGCGGGAAACAAAGGCAAGAUAUUGUUCGGAAGAAAAGACGGUGAACUAGUAUGGUUCGAUUUAAAUACCGGAAUGAUUGAUGAGAUUGGGGUUAAAGCAACGAAAUAUAGUUGUAUGAUGCUAUUCCAUAAAGAAUGUAUUCUUCCAAUUGGAGGAAUAUAUAAUUGAUUUUUUUCUUCUUCUUGCUUUUAGCUAAGAGGUUAUGAUUAUGGUUAUUAGGAUUUUACUUUGUAUAUAUAGUGGCUUGCCAAAUGAUUAAUGAUUAUAUCAUAAUUAUGUUCUA
Molecule: messenger RNA, 1418 nt
Organism: Trifolium pratense (red clover)
Lineage: Eukaryota; Viridiplantae; Streptophyta; Magnoliopsida; Fabales; Fabaceae
Product: F-box/kelch-repeat protein At3g06240-like
Exons: 1
Coding region: 131-1303 (390 amino acids)
Molecular function (GO): protein binding
Source: RefSeq, a predicted model, not a curated record